AUGGCCACCUCAAGCUCAGACUCCGACGCACCCCCGCAUAUCCCAGGGGAUGAAAAUCCUACUAAGUUCAGAAUUCUCCGAAAGUCUUCGUUGCAGAUCAGGGACAAUGCUCGCUCGCAUAUCAACAAACCAUAUCCACCCAUAUCUGAUACGUUAUCCGCUGGCACGAGAGAAGUCCAACGUUUCAACCGCCAGCAGCCUAUACCUGUUACAGAGGCAACCGGUAAACUGUAUAAAGGGGAUGCCAACGAUGCAACUCGUAAUCAGGAAGAAUUAUCCCUGGCGUUCUCGCUUGAAGAUAGCAAUUGUAUACUGCGGGCCACUCCUGAGUGGCUGGAGUUUCAACUCGACGGCAGUGACCCUUCCUCGUUGCAAGCUGUGACGCCGUUGCGACAAGAAGUUGUAUUGCAAAACGUCAGUAACUAUACUGUUUCAUUUGUUGUGCUUCCCCCCACAUCGAAGGCAUUUUCUGUAUCGUGUCCACAAAAAAAACUCUUCCUGUCUGCGGGAAUGCAGCAACGAGUGCAAAUUUCUUUCUCCCCUGAUGUGUGCGCUCCCCAAUCAGACUUCAUUAAAGUUGUCGUUUCCGCUCAUUCAUUAGAAGAUAUGACAAGUGCUUGUAACAGGAAAGAGCGUGGAAAAGGCAGUCGAUCCCAGGAAUCGCUUUUUCUGAAGCGCAUUCAUCUACGGGCGGUAGUGCGUUGCAGAGUCAAAGAAGAAAAUCUCGUUGCAACACCCAUCAUUGAGUCCAACGGAAAGCAUGAGUGGCAAAAAUACGAAGAAUUUCUGCCAUUCUCAAUGAUAACCUGUUUAGACUUUGGCUCCACUAAGGUGGGGGCGCUGAAACAACGGCGUCUCGUCCUACCUGCAGCUCUAUGGACACCUGUAGAGUUUACAGUAGAACUAACAAAAAAGACUAAUGCGUUUUCCGUGAAGCCGUUAAAAGGCAUCAUCGGCCCUCGGGAUCAUGUGAGUCUUUGGCUCCAGUUUGCCCCUCGCCUUUAUGCCGAAUAUACAGAAAAUUUACUGGUAUUUCUCGGGCCCAACUCAAAUCCCCAUCAGGUUACACUUAUAGGCAACGGUGUACCCUUACAGAUUGAGGGACAGACUUGUAGAAGCUGCGAGGCCCUAGAGAGCCGUCCACAGUUGGAUCCCUCGACAGGAUGCGAGAACGACUGCUCCACAGCUAAGCAGGCCAAACAAAUCAAUUCUGCUCAACAGCUUGGAGAGUGCACAGAUUGUUCGUUAAAUGUGAACAAUGAAGGGGAUCAACUGAACCUAGAGACGUGCGAGGAGUUGCCGGCGAAUGAAUGCAGCCUUAACUUGACAGAGAAUAGGACAAGGCACCCACCCAUCCCUCACCGGCCAAAGCUUCCGUCGAACAGGCGCGAAUCUGCUGCCAGGGGGGCAAACAACGUUGUUACUGCGACAAAUGUUGCUAAACGCCUUGAUAGCAGCAAGUACGGCGACAGUACUAUUUCCAAACAGCACUUGGACGAACGGUGGGCUGAUUUGGUGGCUGUUCUAAGAGCGCAGAAGCUAGGAACGCAAACGGUGAAGGGCGGUACCCUGCCAUCUGAUGGCGCUGUUCAGAAAAUCCAGCUUAAGAGAGCAGAAGAGGUCCAACGGAUGCUACGACUUCUGCAAGUUCAGGAUAGAAACCGCUUCAGCUGUACAUUUGCAGGCGCCCCUGUUGCUCCGUCUCGAAUAACGACUCAGAACACUCCAGACUUUACCUCUAGCUCACAAGACAAAGGGACAACGCUACGACAGCAGUGGAGGAGUGAACUCACCAUUCGGUUUCAACAAGCCGCAGCAGCAGUCGUUCUUCGUACAAGGAUGGUGAAGCGUUUAGAGGCAAUACGCUCGUGGAUACGCUCCCACAGUUUGAGGGAAGAAACGGAGCAGGGACAACUUCAGGAUAAAUACAACCAAAACAACCAGUCCAAAUGCCUAAGCUCCUCUCAACAUAGGCAAGAAAAACAUCUGGAAAAGCGAUCUCCGCAGGCAGUUUCAACUCAUGUUGACACAGCACAGCAAUGCGAAAAGUCUAUAAAUGGCGUGUCCAAGUAUCAAGGUAAUGUCGCGCCUCCGUCAUUAGGCGGAGCAGAAGCCUCAACGACCUGGAAAUCUGUAGAAAUUCCUGCAGGCGUACAUGGACAAGAUUCACGCAUCUUUGGUGAUGAGAGCAGGUGGAGAGUAAAGCUUGUUCCUCCGCGGUUGGUGUUAUCUGCGGACGGCAACGGAGAGUGGGAGUGGCUAAACAUACCGGGACCAGAAUUCUGGGGGAAGGAGAAUCUUAAUGUCGCGGAGUUGUUUACCUGUAUGCAGCAUAAUGCACCAAUGUCACCAUUAUCCAAACGCGACGUUGAUAUUUUUCGUCUCAAGGAAGAAGACGUAGUAACCUGCACUGGAGGUUUAGAAGUCACGGACACGGAUCUCCUCCAGUCUCUCCUAGAGGCAACUCCACCACUAAUCGAUGAUAAGUCCUGGGUGAGAAGCAUGCCAACUUCUAACCAGGCUUCAGAUGACGGUAAAGCCUCGGCGACCAUGAAGUCGAGCUGCCAAGGAAUGAAUGAAACUUUAAAUAAUGUUGCCCUUUUUCCGCCGGAGGACCCGAAUGGCCUGGCCAAAUUAGCUUGGCGUUUUGUUGCGUCGGUGGCGCCCUACUCAAGCGCCUGUAUGCAAUUGCCCCCUAUUGUGGAGACGGACUUCGCGUAUACAUUCCUUCAGGCAGCAAGUCAGGCGAAGGCAAACCAUGCUGAAAAUAAUAUACUGCCGCCUUUUGCGGAAAUUCCCCCGCUCCGCUUCAACCUCUCCGAGCUGUCCUCUGUGGCAGCAGGGACAAUUUGGCCACCCGGUGCGCACCAAAGGUCAAUUCAAGCUUCCCCCGGCAAUCUCGAUGAGCAGGGAGGCGAAAACAGGCGCGAAUCAACCGGGAUGAAUGCUCUGGAACCUUCAGUAGAAAAGGAGACUCACGAGCUCGCCCUUGAGGAAUGCGUUGAUAGAGCAGAAGCUCUUAGAAGGGACAGCAAGGUUCUUACGAAUAUCUGGGGCCUCGCUAGGUGCGAACAACUGGAGCUCCUAAGUGGAAUUAACAACACGCUGCCGCAGGAAUUUCAGAUCCCCUAUUUGUGA
This is a messenger RNA of Eimeria mitis, 3138 nucleotides long. RefSeq lists its product as uncharacterized. Gene Ontology annotation, cellular component: cilium. The coding region runs from base 1 to 3138 and encodes 1045 amino acids. The record is from RefSeq and is a predicted model, not a curated record. The transcript is spliced from 3 exons. Gene Ontology annotation, biological process: cilium assembly; cilium movement. NCBI's taxonomy places the organism in Eukaryota, Apicomplexa, Conoidasida, Eucoccidiorida, Eimeriidae.